AGGUACAGCGGAAGCCAGCCGACCUGAGGCGCUCCGCUCCUGCCAUUCUUCAGUGUGUGUGUUUGUGUAUGUGUAUGUAUGUGUGUGUGGAUGUGUGCAACCUGCGCGCCAGAUCAUCGGUUCGUUUCGAGCAGCAUUAUAGUGCCUCUUGCAGCAGCUGCGGUGGCAUCAAAGGCUUUGCCUCCGUGGGAAUUAUAGGAAGACUGACGUACACCAUCUCCGAUCGAGUGCAAGCAACCGGUUUGUCGGGUGCGCUGGUGCGGGGAAUGAUGCAUUGAGGACGGGCUGCUGCUUUGCGGUCAUUUUAUCCUCCGAGCUCUAUUACAUCCACCUCGAUCGGGAGAGCUGUGAAUAUUUCGUGUAGAAAAAAAAAUAAUGGCUACUCUUUUGCGAAAAAUCGGGCUCAUUCGUCUGCACGACCGAGACACGGAGGACCCGAAGCAUCACCACCAGGGCUCGUUGAAAGGGACUAAAGGUAACCAGAAAAACAACAACACGAAGCACUGCAACACCAGCAACGAGACCAACAACAUCCUCAGCACGCCAGAAAUCAAAGCCAAGCACUUCGACGUGCCCGGGAAGGACAAGCCGGCCGCCAAACACGACAAACCGAGCAAGGACACGAAGGAGACGCAGCAAACGGGGGGUGUCAAGUCGACGAGCGCGUCCGUGGUGCCUCCGCUGGCGGCCAACCGACAGCACUGCACCCAGGUGCGGACGCGGAGACUGAUGAAGGAGCUGCAGGACAUCCAGCGGCUCGGCGAUAACUUUAUAACGGUGGAGCUGGCGGACGAUAACCUGUUUGACUGGAAUGUCAAGCUGCACCAGGUGGACAAGGACUCCGCGCUGUGGCAGGACAUGAAGGAGACCAACACCGAGUUCAUACUGCUGAAUGUCACCUUCCCCGACAAUUUCCCCUUCUCUCCGCCGUUCAUGCGCGUGCUGACGCCGCGGCUGGAGAACGGAUACGUGCUGGACGGCGGUGCGAUCUGCAUGGAGUUAUUAACGCCUCGCGGCUGGUCGAGCGCGUAUACCGUCGAGGCCGUGAUGAGGCAGUUCGCUGCCAGUCUGGUGAAAGGACAGGGUCGCAUCUGCAGGAAAGCAGGCAAGUCUAAGAAGGCAUUUAGUCGCAAGGAAGCCGAGGCUACCUUCAAGAGCCUUGUGAAGACCCAUGAGAAGUACGGCUGGGUUUCCCCUCCCGUGUCUGAUGGCUGAUGUCAGCGCGUUCGACCUAGCGACCUUGACAUGGCUUUUUCAGUUGGGUUUUUCUUCUUUCUUCAUCAUCAAACUUAACUACAAAAAAAAAAGCUACUGCAUCAUAUCUUACACAUCUUGAUCAACAUGGCACAUGCGCUGUCCCAUCCACACAUUCAUGUUUAUCGAGGUACCAUGGACUGAAAACUGGCUGUGACAUCACAAUGAUUCAUGAGCUGGCAUCAUUACAGCUGCAUACAGCAAAGGACUUUGAAAUGAAUGAGGCUAAAGCAAAGAUAAAUGUGCACCAACAAACCACAACCUUACUAGAUAUCCCUGUGUAUCUUUCUUUGUGCCCCCCCAUACUCACACACACUCUUUCUUUUUGUUUCUGACGAUGUGUUGCAAUGAACAGCAUCAGACUUGUCCUCAUUGACUUUGUUAACGCUUAAUAGAUCUUUGAGGUUUGGUUUUUCUUGUUUCCUCCUCAUUGGCUGUGCUGUUUUUCACGGUUGGAUGCAAAAUGAUGAUUGUAUGAUGAGCUGUGCUCUUCUCUAUUCAUUUCUCUCUCUCUCUCUCUCUCUCUCUCUCUCUAUCUCUUUCUCUAUUCCUCUUUGCGUGUGGCAAAAUUUAGACAUCACUGUGUUGCGUAAAUGGUAAUUGAUUUCCAAUGAGGGAAAAAUUAUAAUCUUGUUGCUUAUGCAGUGGUCCAAGAUAAUAAUAAUAAAAUUAAAAAAAAAACCUGGUAGUGAACCACCUAUGUUGGUCAUUAUAUCAUAUGUUUUUGGAGAAGACCAAAAGCUCUUAAAGGAAUUGUUUUUCCAAAUAUGUUUGGAAAUUCUGCCAUCAUUUACAAACCGGCAUGUCUUUCGAAACCUGUAUGGCUUUCUUUUUUCCGUGGAACACCGAAUGUGUUAUUUGUAGCUGAAUGUCCAAGAUGCUCUUAGUCUUUUCCAUUCAAUGAAAGUGAAUGGUGACUAUGGCUGUCAGAAAAGAUUUUACAGUGAAUAAUGACUUGAAUUUCACUCAGUUCCUCAGAGCUAUUGUCUGGUUUCAGAUGACUAGUAAUAAAGUGCACAAGUCAUAUGGACUUCUUUUUAUGGUGCUUUUGUUGGAAAAGAAAAGCUUGGACAUUCUACAAAACUUCUCUUUAUGUGGAACGUCUCUUCCAUGGAAGACUGAAAGUCAUAUGGUUUUGAAACAACGUGAGGGUGAGUAAAUGACAGAAAUGUUAUUUUUAGGUGAACUAUCCCAUUAAUUUGAAUGAUUUAGAUACCAGAUGGCAUUAAUGAAUGUCAAUGUCCCUGUGGGAUUGUUGCGUAUCUGCGAGAGUGAGGAAUGUGUAGCAUGUAACAGACAUGGUAAUGUUUGCACAUGUGGUUUAUGUGAGAUCUUUGAAGAUCCAUCAUGCCAUCGGUCCCCAUGGACUACUAAACGUCAGAACAAAGAUGAAGAUGUGUGGACUGACCCCAUGUUCAGCUUAAACUUGUGACCGCAACAUGCCGAUGCCACGGUUUAUGCCCCAAACACUAUCAUCAUUAAUUGUGCUGAUUUGCUUGUGCUAUUUCGGCUCAUAGAUCGAUAUGCUUGUGGUUGUAGGCCUUGCACCUAAUCUGCAUCACUGUGCUGUUGUGCUUGAUCAAUACUAGACUAGAACAACUGUAAACAGGACAAAAUGGCCGACAGCCCAACGUCAUACUUGAACUGCUUGAAAUCAAUGCUCAAGCAUCAUUAUGACUUCAAACUUGGACUCUUUGAGGCGGUACACUGCGUACCUGGUGCCACCGCUAUCGAUAAGAGCCAGAUGAAGACGGACAGAAGAGGAGAGAGAGAGAUAGAGAGAGAGGCACUGAGUGGGCAACUCCUUUGUUCAGCAGCCUUGAGAAAUGAGGGCAGCUCGUUUAGAUGCCUGAUUGAUGCUCUGAAAGAGCCUUGGAGUUUAUUGACUUCUUCAAAUGUCAGCGUGAAGCUGGAACACCACAAGACUCCAUCUGUAGCAAGCGCUUAAAUGCUCUGUUUAUUUAAGGCCCCACCCUACCAAUGGCGCUCUCCGUAUAGUGUCUGAAAUACAAAUGACAAGAUGGUUUAAAAGGGAAGAUCAUUUCUGUGUUGUAAACAUAAUAGGUGUAUUAAAGGAAUGGUUGAGCCAAAAUAAAAACAAAAAAAAUCUGUCAUUAUUUACUCACCCUUAUGUUGUUCCAAACCAAUAUGACAAGUUCCUUUAUUUUCUGUGAAAUGCAAAAGGAGAAAUGUUGAAGAAUGCACUGGCCAAUCUUUUCCGUAUAAUGAAAGUGAAUGGGGACUGGGGUUGUCAAGCUCCAAAAUGACAAAAAUAACACCAUAAAAUUAUCACAAAAGUAGUCCAUGUGACUUGUGCAUAGGGCCGGCUUUAGGCAUGGGCAGGAGUGGGCUGAGCCCACCCAAAUGUGAGUCUUGCCCACCCAAUCAAACAUUUGGGAAACAUGGUUUUAAAUUAUUAUUUUUAUUUUUUUCAAUUUGUGCAUUGGUUAAAAGAAAUAUGGGGCGGGCUGUGUGUUGCAAACUUUGAGGGUGGGCUAUAGACUGCCCAACCAAUCACAAAACAGCAGCAGAAAUGUGUAGUGUUUUUCUAUUUAUGUCAUGGGCUAAAAGCAACAACACACUGAAGCUACUGCAAUCCAGAGAAUCCGAGAUGUUAUGCGAGCAAGAACUGUAAUAAGAGAUAUUUUUGUGCAAUGUGUGGGUUUUAAUGCCCAUAAAUAAGCCUGGUGCUGUUUCAGUGUGCUGUGACCAUGUGGCUGCUGUUAAUGUACCACAGGCUCCCUCUUAUCAAAUAGCUCCCUCUCCCUCCACAUCAGCUACCCCAAAUCGCACUGUGGUUGUUUGUGAAGUACUGGACCUGAAUUAUAAAAUAGAGUUCUCUGCGGGAUGGAUUUUUCAGACCCGCUCCUGAGAGAUUCUGUCCCGCUCCUGAAAGAAAAAAAAUUAUAUCUGGUACAGCUCCCGCCUGCAACUUUCACGUUUUGUCCCACAAAAGCCCACAGGUAGUGGUAUGCACGAAUUUUUCAGUGCCACUCCCGUAAGAUUCUGUCCAUUCUAUCAUUGGCUAUUUUUAUUAUGAUUCCCAAACGAAAAAAGAAAAACAGGUAGAGAGAGAAAUAACACGUGUCUCUUAACACUAACAUUGACAAAUAUCUUACUGACCUUUGGUUGCUUUCAAAGUUUUGUUUGUAACUUUCUUUCAUAAAGCAUUAACAUCCAUUUUCUGCUGCAUGGAGCACAAAGAAAAGUUGUAUGAAUCAAUCCUGCGCCUGUUUUUUUGUUGCUGUUGUGCAAUAGAUGGAUAACACGAAUAACACUCCGUACCUUAAAUACAUUAAAUAAAACUAUUUUAUUUUUUUAACAACAUGGCAUCACUUUCCAUCCAUUCAAAUUCCUGUGUUCCCUAAAUUACUUUACACAUAUAGAUUCACUGGUAAAUAUAUCGAUACCUACAAAGGCCAUACUCAUUAACUAACAUUGAAACCGAGAAAAAUGGCUUGAAUUAUUUUGAUGUGGAUUUUGUUGUUACUGCAUUUUCAUACAAUGGUUUCUCUGAAUUUCAGCAAACGAGACAAACUCAUCUGACACCGGACAAAUCAUAAGAGACCGGUUUCAGUCAGAACUCAAUUUUGCCUUUGUAGGGUUGUAUCAUUUCUUAUUACAUUUCUGUCAAACGGAAAGAAUUGUCAUCAUGUAAUAUUAUAUAAUUACUUCUUUAAGCAGUUCCCAUCUGUGUCAAAUAUUAGGAUCUUAAUCUUAUGUAAUUGAUCUCUCCAUCUAAUAUAUUUAUUUUCACACCAUCCUUAUUUUCCUCCUUGAUAUUAUUUGUCUCCACAUCAUCCUCGCAUUCGUGGGGACUCUAAUUUGUCUUUGCAAUUUGCUUUAAGGCUGUAAUUCUAAUUUAUCUAAAAGUGUAUUGCUUUAUUUUGUUUCUUAGUAAUGGAAGUAGUAUACUACCUCCAUUACUUCAAUCUUAUGAGUCAAGUCCAGUCAAAUUUAUUUGCAUAGAACUUUUCACAACAGCCAUUGUUUCAAAGCUGCUGAAUAUGAAAUUAUGCUAUAAGAGAAAAUGAAUGAAGAUAAUGCUAAUAUUAGUUAUGUUUAGAACUAUUAGUGGUUAAAAUGAGUAAACUAAGUACGUGCGUAUGAUUAAAUGCAAUGUUUAUCAGUUUAUUUAUUUCAAUAUAUUUUUUAAAAUGGGGAAAAGUGUAAAAUAUAGUUAUAUUGGGUCUUAUGAUCUUGACAAUUACGCCAUGUUACGCCAAUUAAAGACAUUACAUUAGUAGUCUAUGUAACCCCUCCCCCAUCCCAAAUGCCCACCUAUGAUAUCCCCCAGCCCACCCUAGCUUGUGCACUGUAAGCCUUCUGAAGACAUAUGGUAGUUUUGUGUGAGGAAAAUAUCUUCAUUUAGGUCAUUAUUCAUUGAAAAUCAUGCCCUCCGCUGUCCACAUCCAUUCAAAUAUGACACCUUUGAAUGCAACAUGUCCAGUUUGAUGUCAAAGACAUUGAGGCUAUUGUGAGUAACAUGACCAAUUACAACACGGCUUGAAUUUAAAGAUGCAGACGCAUUAAUGUUGGUCCUAGCUAUCGUAAGGCUUCAGAAGACUUGUAAUAUAGCACGUGUCGUAUGGACUACUUUUCAGAAACUUUAAUGGUGCUUGUUCAUCAUUUCGGAGCUUGAUAACCCAUAUCCCUUUUUACUUGUAUUAUAUGGAAAAGAGCUAUCAACAUAUUCUUCAGCAUUUCUUGUUUUGUGUUCCAUGAAAAAAAGAAAGCCAGUUGGGUUUGGAACAACAUGAGGGUGAGUAAACAAUGACACGGUUUUCAUUUCCAGGUGAUCUAUUCCUUUAAAGUGAUGCUUCAAGGUUGGAAAACAAACAUUUGCUUGUUAUAAUAUGCUGUCACAUGUGAUAUAUUGAAGGUAGUAUUUUCCAGACAUGGACACAGCAUGUGCCAAAAGCUUAAUGUACUUUGUCACCAUUUUCUUGUGUGUUUUCCUCUGUGUAACUGCUACUUAGUAGAAACUCUAUAAUCACUGAAGAUUUCAAAUGUCACAUGAGAAGCUGCUAAUUAAUAUGGCAUUUCAACAAAACAAGGGAGAUAUUGAUGUAUAAAUGAUCAAAUAAAACAAAAGCUGAUGCCCUGAUGGAGGAUGGAGGGCAAACAACACUGAGAUUUAUCCGUUAUUGAUAUGUUAUUUAUUUCUGUCUAAAAGCUUUUUGUGUUUAUGAUAUUGAGGUUGUCCAAAUACAAUGAAUGGUUGAUCAUUUUAUCCUGGUCAUCAAAUACAAUUAAAUACACAUUAAUCACCAGAGAACUUACAGAAUAAUUUGAACAGAAAUAAUGUUCGAGUCAAUGCAGCAAUUGUAUAAACAUGCGUAAUCCCUCGUGGGUGGCUUAUUGCAGAUAUUUCUGUGUCUGGAUGCAGAUGGUGUCUCUCAUCACUACUGAAGUUCAUUUGGUCUUCUCCACACUCUGUUUGGACAUUAUUGAGAAGUGGUUGUGUGUUUUCCUACUUAGCACGAGGAGAUACUAUACCAAGAACUUAUUAUAACCAGUCAAAAAUAUCUCGAAAUUGGAUGUUUUCCAGUUUAAAGAGCAUACUUUUGUGAUUUAGAUCUGUAGUUUACAGAAACGAAUGAGUUAAUCGUCCAAACGAGUGAGAUGAUUCUGUUGUAUUAUAUCUGCAUGUGGUCUGUGAUUGUUUGCUAGCUAAAUUGUUUUCUUUUUCUUUGUUUUUACACAAAAAAGCAAGAAAGUAAUGAAAAAGAACAGAAGACGCUUCUUUGUAUUUUUCUUUGUGUUUGUCCAGAUUUGCUUUAUUAAUGUCUUUAAAUGUCAAAUUGUGUUCUAUGAAUGUAUUUUAAUUUAUUUGUAGUUUGCCAAAAUGAAGAUUUUGAAGCAUGCCGCAGGCAUUGUCACUGAUUAAAAAAGCGAAAGCAAAAAUAAAUGGAAAAAAAUAUAUAAUUAAUGUAUGUACCUGAAUUGAAAGGAGUCUGGUAUACUGUAUGUAGUGAACUCAGGCUUUCACAGGAUGAAAGGUAAAACUACGAGACAAUGUGUUUUCUGCAUAAACAUCAUGCCAGGAUGUGGUCCAGAGCAAAACCAAACAGGAAUGUGCAAUAAAGGCUGUAGGCUGAUUCCA
Xyrauchen texanus (razorback sucker) is the source of this 7360-nucleotide messenger RNA. RefSeq names its product ubiquitin-conjugating enzyme E2Q-like protein 1. The record is from RefSeq and is a predicted model, not a curated record. The transcript has 3 exons. NCBI's taxonomy places the organism in Eukaryota, Metazoa, Chordata, Actinopteri, Cypriniformes, Catostomidae. Bases 376 to 1215 code for a protein of 279 amino acids.